This is a messenger RNA of Xylaria bambusicola, 777 nucleotides long. RefSeq lists its product as uncharacterized. Gene Ontology annotation, molecular function: bis(5'-nucleosyl)-tetraphosphatase (asymmetrical) activity. NCBI's taxonomy places the organism in Eukaryota, Fungi, Ascomycota, Sordariomycetes, Xylariales, Xylariaceae. Gene Ontology annotation, biological process: ATP biosynthetic process; AMP biosynthetic process. The record is from RefSeq and is a predicted model, not a curated record. The transcript is spliced from 3 exons. Bases 1 to 777 code for a protein of 258 amino acids.
AUGGCGGUAGGGAAGAUUAGAGUGCGCCCCAAGACGGCUGAGAACUGCAAAGGGCUAAGGAAAAGAGACAUUUGGGUUCGGAACAACGCCGUCAACUGGAAGGACGAGAAGGUAUGGGAAAAAAUUAGGAACCAAGGGUGCUAUCACAAAUCAGACGAGAUAAUCGUCAGUUGUGGUACCGUUACGAUCAACAAAGCAGAGGGUGCUAACCCCGAGGUCCUGGUUGUAUACAACAACAGGAUCGGCAUAUAUCAGCUACCCAAAGGUCGCAAAGACAUUGGGGAAGGGUACCUUGAUGCGGCGAUUCGCGAAACAACUGAAGAAACGGGGAUUGCUGUUCGUCCUCUACGACUAAAGUUCGCAUCUAGAUCAACACCACCCAGAGUAACUGCUGCAACAGGGGCGAUAGUAUGUGGCACCGAAGACCCGAGUACCGGGGUCACAAGCAGUUUGAGCAAUGAAAUGAUUGGAGUGAACCCGGACCCUGCCACAGGAGCGUGGCGUAAUAUUCACUGGUAUGCGGCAAAGCCGUGUGACGGUAUUGAGCGGGAUGAGGCCUACAUGCCUAUAGCAGAUGAUCGAGACAAGUUUUCAACAUUCUGGUUUAGCGAGGUAGACGCUCUUGCGCUGCUCAAGCUAGAUGACGAGAAGUAUAUUCUGCCUGCUAAUCCCACGGUCGAUGUAGUGGUCCGGGUCGCCUUCCAGCACGUCCGCAACAUGUCGACGGACGAUUGGUCAAGCAACGAGGAGCUUGAGGGGAAGCAGGAGCUACUGUAG